Pelobates fuscus (common spadefoot toad) is the source of this 1448-nucleotide messenger RNA. RefSeq names its product T-kininogen 1-like. The record is from RefSeq and is a predicted model, not a curated record. The transcript is spliced from 12 exons. Bases 99 to 1448 code for a protein of 449 amino acids. Gene Ontology annotation, cellular component: extracellular region. Gene Ontology annotation, molecular function: cysteine-type endopeptidase inhibitor activity. NCBI's taxonomy places the organism in Eukaryota, Metazoa, Chordata, Amphibia, Anura, Pelobatidae. Gene Ontology annotation, biological process: negative regulation of endopeptidase activity.
UUUGGCUUGACUUGAUUAUUUUUUCUGGUCUUACUUGAUAUUCAUGUAGUAACAUUGUCCUAAGCCGUGUGCAGUGUCUGUAAAGAUCACUAUCCACCAUGAUGGCCCUGGGAACAUUUCUUCUUUUUGCUCCUUUACUUAUAGUUUCCGCUAAUCAGGCCUUGAUCUACGAUGCUGACUGCAACGAUGCCAAUAUUUUCAAAGCAGUGGAUGUGGCUCUGAAGAGUUAUAACGCUGGAAAAGUGUUCGGAAACCUAUUUACACUCCACAGGAUCACAACAGCUGGAAUACGGCCAGAAAGUACUGGUUUUGUACAUAAUUUUGUGGAUUACGAAAUCCGUGAGAGUGUCUGUAAGACGCAUAGUGGCAUCGAUUGGAAGAAUUGCGACUUCCUUACACCCACACUUGCUGUAGGGAAAUGCUCUGCGCAUGUCGUACUCAAUCAAGUGCUGAAUAGCAGCGAUGUCCUUUCCCAGAACUGCAUUCCUCCUGAAGAUACCCCUGAACUCUUAGGGGAAAUGAGACCUAUAGAUCCCAACAGAGAAGAUGUGUUGAUAUUAGCCCAGUUAUCCAUUGAAAGGAUGAACAACUUGGGAAGACAUCCAUUUUACUUUGCUUUGGAGAAAAUUGAAACUGCCAACCGUCAGCUGGUGAGUGGAUGGAACUAUCUCAUAAACUAUACUGUCAGGCAAACCAAUUGCUCCAAAAGUGAAAUUAAAAAUGUCAGCUCUGAAGAAUGCAGCUUUGAUAUAAAUGGGCAAUCCGGUAAAUGUGCAACUACAGUACAUAGGAAUCUUCAACAAACAAACGAAAUCACUUAUCUGCAUUGUACGUCAGAUUCAGGAUUUUGCCUUGAAUGUGCUAAUGAAGUAGAACCCAAUAAUCCUGAGCUAUUGAAUUUGUUAAAACAAUUUGUUGAUGAACACAAUGCCAACAGUAGGUCCCAUGCCCUUUACAAACUGUCUGAAGUUGUAAGAGCAACAAAAGAGGGUUCUGACCUAGAAAUAUAUGAAGUCGAGUUAAAAAUAAGUGAAACAAACUGCUCAAGGACCGAACAUGCCAUUCUUGGAGAGGAGUGUGACAUCUUGAUAAAUGGAGAUACUAUAUAUUGCGAAAUUCAAAUAAAUUCUACAGGUUCAGUAAUCCAACCAUGUGUGGAACGAAAGAUUAUGGUAUGUCGUUUCCAGGGAUUUUCUCCUCUUCGUAGUGCUAGACACAGGCGAGAAUUUGACCAUAACAGUAAAGAACAUAGAAAAGAAAAACAUGAGUCUUCUGAAGAGUCCAACGAAGUCUCAACACCAGGAGUGACAGCAACAACAAUGCCUCUGGGAUGUCCUGGAAAAGAGUGGCAGCCAUACAAUCUACCAGAAGAUCCUGGUGUACAGACACUGGCCCAUUUAUCUGGAUUUACUCCUCUUCGAUCGGUUCCGAAGCAAGACGGAGUGUAA